Messenger RNA from Coregonus clupeaformis (lake whitefish), 6021 nucleotides. Its product is annotated as genetic suppressor element 1. NCBI's taxonomy places the organism in Eukaryota, Metazoa, Chordata, Actinopteri, Salmoniformes, Salmonidae. The transcript is spliced from 15 exons. The record is from RefSeq and is a predicted model, not a curated record. Bases 109 to 3777 code for a protein of 1222 amino acids.
AGAGGGAAUGAGAGAGAGACGGAGCGUGAAGAAGAAAGAGUGAGAGUGUGAAAGGGAAAGAGAGCGUGAGAGAAGAGAUAAUGCAAGCUGGAAGAACAAGGAGCCGGUAUGAGCCAUGAGUCAAAGUCGCGGUCAUUAGGAAUGAUCUCCACGGCAACUCACACCACAGCGACGGUCAAUCCUCUUACCCCACUAGCCAAUGGGAGUGCGGCUGCUCAGUCUGCUCACUCCGGAUUCGCUGCCGCUCUCCGUCAACUGGCCAAACAGGCUGAAGACCCCAGAGGUUCUUCUCCCAAUAGUGAGUCUCCAGUCUCCUCUCCAGCCACCAGUCUCAGUUCUCCAGUCAACACUCCUAAGAGGGGGUUGUCAGGGCCGCUCCAGACCCGGGGACACAGCCUUCCCUCCACCCCUCCUGUAGUCACCAUCGCCCCCACUCCCACCAAGACCAGCAGCAUUCUCUGGAUAGGAGAAGGGCGCCAGGCUGAGUCAGGUGUUCGGGGGGUGAGUUGGGAGCGUGUGGGGUCUGAGCCCAGCCUUCCCCAGGAGAAAGGGGCUCAUCCUGUCCCCUCUCCUCACAUCCUGGCUCACCCAUCCUACCCCUUCAGCCUCACCCCCAGCUCUGUAAUGCAGGACCGGCGACUACAGGGCCUCAGUCUACCUGGUCAGGUACACCCUGCAGUUUCCUCAGGGGCGGUCCAAGAGGAGUACCUAAGAGGACUCCGCCCCUUCGCCACCUCAGAUGACCUUCGCCUGCGCUCGCUGCCCCUGGGGCUCGACCCCACCACCGCUGCCCAUGUUACUGCUGCUGCUGCCUACUACCACCCUGCCUACCUCCACCACCUCCACAGGAUGGAGGAGUCUUUGUGUCUUUCUGCACUGCGGUCUCAGUUCUACUCUGUACCAGCAGGGGGGGCCUUCCCUCACCUCCACCCCGCUGCCCUCCACAUGCACCUGCCUGGGGCACGCUACCCUGGGGAGUUCAGCCACACACAUAGUGCACUGGCUGAGAGAACACAGAUGGAGGAAGAGCUUCGCCAACGAGAGAGGGAGCGAGAGCGUGAACGAGAGAAACAGAGGGAGCGUGAGCUGGAACAGGAGAGAGAGAAGGAGCGGGAGAGAGAGAGGGAGACAGAGAUGGAAAGACAGAAAGAUAGGCAGAGGGAGAGAGAGAGGGAGAGAGAGAGGGAGAGAGAGAGGGAGAGAGAGAGGGAGAGACAGAUGGUGAGAGCGGUGAAGAGCCAGUACCUUGCUGGGCUGAAGGCUCUCACGGCUCUGCCGGAGGACAGGGUCAGACCUGGGGAGAGGCUGACACCUAACAGACUGGAUAAGCCCACCCUCCCUGCCCUCCCAGUACCUAAACCUCUUCAGCCAGGCCUCCAGUCAGCCCCUCACCUCAUGCCCAGCCUGGUGCCCUCUCAGACGGGGAACACACACACUGCCUCAGCCUCUUCCGGGGGGCUCCAUGGAACACUGGCCUCUGCCGUGAUGCUCCAACAGGCCAAUGGGGAGGAGCGCAGGUUGGCACGGCAACGCCGGCAGGGACAGGAGAGGGAGGUGUGGCCACCUGUGGAAGGGGUGGAGCCUAGGAGAGACAGCUACAGGUCCAACGUCAGCCAACGUGACACAGGCAAUAGAGAGUCUCAACCCCACCUAGGAGCCCCACCUCCACUCAUCUCACCCAAACAUCACCCUCACCUCCUUCCCCACCCCCCUGCCCCUCCCACCACCCUCUGGAACCCUGCCUCCCUCACUGAGACCCCCCCAGACCCCCAUCGCAGGUUCGACUCCCCUGUUCCUCCAUCUCGCUCCCCUCCUGGCCUGACCAGAACCGAACGGUCCCCCAGCUGGGAGAGGGUGGAGGAUAGGUGCAGGAAGAUGGGGAAGGGCCCAGAGAGGUUCUCGUCUGUCAGGGGACCCAUUCUGCAGGAGCCUGGCCUCUGGGGCAUGGCUGAGCUCGAAGGAUCCACUCACAGUCUCCACCACCACCAUAACCACCACCAUAACCACCUCCACCAGAGGGGCUCGCUGUCCCUCUCCUCCCCCAGCCCCAGCUCCAACCUGGGUGUCCAGCGCCAGGCCAGCUCCCCAUCUCCCACCAUGGACCUCCAGAGGUCUGAACGGCCAGGCCAAGAGCCUCAGAACCCAGUGGUGUACGAUGAGAUUCUCCAGCAGCACCGCAGGCUGGUCAGCAAGCUGGACCUGGAGGAGAGCAGGAGGAGAGAGGCCAGGGAAGGAGGGUAUUACUAUGAUCUAGAUGAGUCAUAUGAUGAGAGUGAUGAGGAGGAAGUGAGAGCCCACCUCAGAAGGGUAGCAGAGCAGCCCCCCUUAAAACUGGACACAUCCUCAGAGAAGGUGUGUUUUCUGCGUGUGUGUGGCCUGACCACGCUGGCCCAUCGUGACCAGCUGCUUCACCAGAAGAGGAGGAAGAGGAGGAGGAUGUUGAGAGAGCGCAGCACCUCCCCUCCGGCAGUACGAGGCAAGAGGAAGACCCCUCCGCCUCCUGUGGCACCCGCUCCCCCCCUCAGCACCACUCUCACCCCAGAGGAGAUGAACUGCACCCCCCACCUGGAGGACAAGAAAGACUUCCUCAACAUGUUCAGCCUGUCCCAUGUGACCAGCCAGCAGAGGAGAGAUAAGGAGAAGAUGGAGGGGUUGCUGAAGGCUAUAAAGCUGAAGAGUGUGACGUUGGACACCAUCAGAUACAACCCAUUACCCCUCUAUAGAAGCCCCCCUGUUUCCCCAACUGGUGAAUCGAACGGACUCCACUACCCAGACUCCCCAAGCCCCUCGCCCCCCUACCCCCACCCCCCCAACAACCUCUACACAGACCCGCUAAAACCCUCCACCCCUCCACCCCGCCAACCCCCUCCCCUGGCCCCCAAACCCAACAGUAAAGGAUUGGGCGGAGGUCACCCAGCUAAGAGGCUCCAGGACCUCCAGAAUGGAGCAGGCCACCCUGGCCAUCAUCCUCAACAGAAGGUGCCCCUGGCUGUGCGGAACGGGCAGAACAAGCCAUGGGAAAGAUUCAUCCCGAAGGACUUCCACCAGACUGCGUUACAGUCUACCCACAAGACACUGGGUGGCUCCACCUGCUUUCCCGAGUCCAGUAUAAAGUCUGAGCCGUCAGCGCCCUACCACAUCCCCCCACUGAAGAGACCAGCCCUCCUCAACACAUCCCCACACCCCAUCAACGGGCAUCACCCUUACCCCUCUCCACCCCACCAUGACCCCCUUUGCGUACGGGACGAGCUGUCAGAGGAAGAGGAUGAUGAAGAGGAGGAGGGGGAAGCCCCUAGGAAGUGGAGGGGCAUAGAGUCAGUCUUUGAGGCUUAUCAGGAGUAUGUGGAUGAGCGGGGUAUGGAGAGACAGGUUCUUCACAGUCAGUGCCGGAGGCUGGAGACUCAGAACUACACUCUCAGUCUGACAGCUGAACAACUCUCACACAGCAUGGCGGAGCUGGUGAGUCAGAGACAGAGGGUGAGAGAUGAGAGAGAGAGGCUGCAGGCUCAGCUGGAGCUCUUCAGGAAGUGUCUGACCAUUCCCAACGUGCACUGGGGCAAGGGGCAGGCCAAAGGUUGCCCCUCCCCGGUGACCCCCUGCCCUGCUCCAGACCGACAGACAGACAGACAGACAGACGGACGACCAAUGACCGAUGGAGAGAGAGAGGACACUGAACUGGUUCCCAGUCUGAGGCAGAGAGGGAAGAGAGCUCUGGACUGGGAAGGAAGAGAGGAUGAUAGAAAAGAAGGAGGGAGAAAAGGAGGACAGGCUCUGUAGCUUCACAUGCCACUCUCCUAGACUUUGUAGUGUGGUCAGACUCACCACUGGUGAAAGACUAGUAGUCUAAAAGCUAAAGGUCAUAGCAACAUAAGGGUAUGGCAUAAUAUUGGGACCCACUUUAACCAAUCAUAGACUUUGGGACGAAUACAAUGAGCAGUCAUAUGUCCUCCUUUUCUCCCUCCAUGAUCUGGAAGGGUUUGGAAGCAACCAAUAGCCAGCCAACCAACCACUGAACUGGAAGGACUUGAAUCAGCCAAGAUGCACUUAAAGACCUAGAAGAGCUACUAGUGAUCAUACUAGUGACAGUACUGUUGGAACUACCUAGAACUAAACACUGUGUUAUAGAGCUUUUACUAUUCUGGAGCUUUUUUCUCUUGGGUUCAUGGACUAGCAAAAACACAGUUGUAGAAUAUUUAAGACAGUGUUUCUACAAAGAAAUAACUGGAGGUUUUGAAAAAUAUUUUUUUAAAUAAGGUUAAAUAAAUCUUUAUAGGAUUUAGAAUUCUCAGUAAUGUUUUUAAUAAUUUUGCCAUUGAUAAUGUAAAUAGCCUACCUAUUAAGCCAGAAUUUAGUAUGUUUUAAUUAUUUUAAUUAUUGUUAUUUAAAAGCCUGCUUUAGAAUAAACAUUUGGGGUAAAAACAAGAUGCUUGGAAUAAUUUUGUGUUGUUGCUGGUCAGUAUGAAAUAUUUAAAGAGAAGUAAACAUUUUAGAAGCGCUGUAUGUGGGCUAUCCCCAAGUUAAAGAGGCUCUCAACAAAAGUUAUGUACUAUGUCAUCACGUAAUUGCUCUCGAGCUUCUGCAGCUGUGCACAAAGACAUGCACGUGCUUGGCCAUACUCCACAACCUCAUUUGACAAUGCUGUGCCGAUCUGAUCCCGCCUCCCACUUUAAACAUUUUGGGGAGGUGAGAAAGAAGUACCCUGGAGCAGGGCCGGUCCUUGCCGUUCUGCCCUAUGCGAGACCAAAAAAUGCUGACGUCUAUGUUUGGCUCAAAUCAAGGCUGGUCCAGACCGGACAAAAUCUGAACCAAACAUUGACGUCUAUGAUUGGUUCAGAUUUGGUCCGGACCAGACCAAAAACCAAUGUCUGUGGAUGUGGAAAUCAAGGCCGGUCCAGACUGCACCAAAAAAAGACUUCCAAAAGACAUCGGCUUGUGCUUACUGGGGUGUAGCCUACCAUGUCAGCCACAAUGGAAUUUUAUAAAUGCCCAUCCAUGUGGUAGGCCCACCGUUUGUAAAACAGGCCGUUGCAUUGGUUUUAUUAGUUCUGAUUCCUGUGACUAAUCAAUUUAGCUAUUUAUGUUCUGAAUAUCAGCUACUCAACUUUAUUAGGAGUUAUCGUGAGCCUAUUUGCAAUGUGUUUACACAGCUGGAAAUGCAGAAGUUUCUUUUUCACUAUGAUCAGCUUGUCAAAACUUUACAGAUACAAACUUAAAACUACUGAUCAUGACAAUGGGGUGAAACUCCUGGACAACAGUUGUGAUUGUCCAUUCCAUUUUGUCCAUUUGACUUUGUUUGACCUGUCCUGUUUUUAGGAUAUGUUGUUUGUUAACAUGACAGCACAUUUUUUAUUUGAUUGAGCGCCAUUUAGGUUAAACGUUGGUGGAGUGCCGCAGCAAUUAAUCUCUCCAACAGCACGCUGGGAAUGGACAAGCAAAAUAUUUUGCGCCCCUGCCUUUGACAAAGUGGGCACUGCUUAUCACAGGGCGGCAUCAGCGCUCACCUAAAAAGCCCAUAUGCCACUGGUUGAGAGAAAUUGUCAUUGUUUUUGGGCAGAAUUAUGUGAGGUUUUAUGUGUUGUUGCUGCCCUCGUCAAUCUGCCGACAUAGACAUCCUCCUAAUCCCGCCUAAUGAGCGGCCGGCCGGCUGUGCGCUGGAGGCGGGGGACAGAAAGGGUCAUAUUUUGAUAAUGAUAGCUAUUUUAUCUUAUGUUACGCUGAGUCCCAGCCACAAACACCCCAUAACCUGUCUGUCAUUGAGCCAUCUUCUGCCACAGGACAGAAAUGCCAAAUAAUAGUCACCCAGCCAAUUGUAAACAAAUGGUCCCCAUGCUGACACAAAUUUUCCACAGAGACCUAUGCUGUACAUCCUAGUAAAGACAAGUCAUCUCUCUACAUCCUAUUGACUUUAGAGGAACUCAGCCCUUUCCAUUGCAGAUACCCAGUCUAACCCCAAAGUCUGCCCUGCUCUACCUCACACCUACCAUAGCCUACCUACAGUACAUAACCACUAUCUGCCUACCC